AUGGAGACGAGGGUCGCAGGAGUGCCCGAAGACGAAGAGUCCGGCCUCCUCCCCCGCCCAUCCGCCGCCGGCCGCCGGCCGUCCUCCCGCGGCCCCCGCUUACCGCAUCCACCGGCGACCUGGGCGACGGUGGACGGCCCCCUCGGGCUGCCGCUGGAGGACGCGGAGGGCCACGCUCGCCGCUUCUUCCUCUGGGGUUUCGCGUGCCUCCCCUUCCUCUGGGCCAUCAACUGCUGCUACUUCUGGCCCGUCCUCCGCUCGUCGGCAGCGUCCUCGCCCUCCGCCUUCGCUCCCAUCCGCCCCUAUGUUGUGCGAUCGGCAAUUGGCUUCACCAUCUUCUCUGUUGUUCUGAUCACCUGGGCCACGACGUUUAUUGUUGGAGGCGAGCAAUUAUUUGGACCAGUGUGGAAUGAUCUAGUGAUGUACAAUGUCGCCGACAAGCUUGGCAUCACUGGAUUCAUGGGAUGA
Molecule: messenger RNA, 468 nt
Organism: Miscanthus lutarioriparius
Lineage: Eukaryota; Viridiplantae; Streptophyta; Magnoliopsida; Poales; Poaceae
Source: the annotation of a GenBank genome assembly